Messenger RNA from Armigeres subalbatus, 1778 nucleotides. RefSeq names its product leucine-rich repeat-containing protein 74A-like. Gene Ontology annotation, molecular function: protein binding. Lineage: Eukaryota; Metazoa; Arthropoda; Insecta; Diptera; Culicidae. The record is from RefSeq and is a predicted model, not a curated record. The transcript has 3 exons. Bases 129 to 1718 code for a protein of 529 amino acids.
UUUUAACGUCAUUAGUAAGGCAUUUCGUGCAGCCUACGCAAAUGCAAUCAUGUUUCGGAUGGAGAGGAGCAAAAUUUUCGUAUAAUAUAAUAAAUCAAAAUAUAAAUUAGAAGUCUAAUAAAAACAAAAUGGAAGCCGAAACAAUAUCUGAACAAAUCUCUCUGCAAGAGAUUGUUGAUCAAAAUGAAGAAUUAGCUGAACCAGUAGAAAUCAUAUCUCCAGAACUAUUUCCGGAAGAUUUCCAUCAGCUUACAAUUUGCCCUUUUCGAGGAGUAAGCUCCAAAUCGACAAUUGCAGAUGAAUCGGAAGAAUUUCCGGAACCUGUAGAUCCCUUAAAACGUUUGGAAGAUCUUGAAGAGACACCCUUAUCUAAGCGUUCAUUCGCAGAAAUCUACGUGAAUGAAUGCCACAAGUAUGGCGUUACUCCGUUGCAGUACGUAUGCGACGUGUUCCAAGCAGUUGAACAGAAUCCGGAAGAACUGGUUGAUGUUGACCUGAAUCGCAUUGGAUGCAGCAACCGCCAAGUCCAGAUCAUCUUGGACUGUUUAGUGGUGACAUGCCCGGAGCGACUCAACAUCCUCAACAUAAGCCACAACCUUCUAAUGAACGUUCCAUUGACCGUCAGCUUGGCGAAUCUUUUGCAGCUCUCACAGAGGAUCAUUUAUUUGGACCUGUCGCAUUCCGCACUAGGUGACUCCGAAGUGGCCUCAAUUUUGGCAGAAGCGCUGUCCAAUUCGGCCGUACGGAAACUGAAUUUGUCGCAUUGUCAUUUAACCGACGUAGGCGGAAUGCGACUGUUUAAUGCGUUGGCCCUGUCGUUUACUAUCGAAGAGGUCGAUGUCAGUUGGAACAGAUUGGAACACCUAACAGGAGUGGCGGCAGGGUUAUUUCUAAGCACGAACUCUACAAUUCAAGAGCUGAACUUGGAAGGAAACUUCCUUUAUCUGGAGAAAGAGUGCAUCGUUCCUUUCUUGAAAGAGCUUGCAAAGAAUGAGUCACUCCGGAAGCUAAAUUUGGCAUGGAACGCUCUACGUGGAACUCUGUUUAGUGCAGCAUUAUACAAAGCAAUGACGGGCAGUCGAUUGGAAGUUCUGAACUUGGAGAUGAACUGUCUGCGUUCGGAGGAGGGUGCAUCCUUAUUGAAAGCGUUUAGAAAAUGCGAGAUCUUGAAGGAAGUCUUCCUUGGUGGGAACUUCAUGAGUGAAGAUGACAUCAAAGAACUAAUUAAAGCUUUUGGGCGAAACCCAAACAUGAAGUUUCUAUCAGUGGGAGAGUAUCAAUUUGUUAACAAAGUGGCUGGACGACUUUCAAAACGCUUCAUGACUAGGGAUCCCACAAAAACCAUAAAGUUCCAAGGUGUCAUCUUAUUCAAUCCACCCCGCCCGGUGGACGUGCCGGAGAUGCUGCUGGAGCGAUGCCGAUUUCUGGGUUUCAAACCUAAGAAGAAGAAAAGGAAACGUGACCUGGGUCACUUCAUGCUACAACUGCAGCAGCUUGAAAAUCCUCUCCUGGAAAGGGAUGAUUUUGUCAUGUUGGUCAAAAAGUUUCGCAUCAAGUUGGACAAGAGCUUGCUCGGAUCCCUGAUGGACGCCUUUGCGGAGCGGAAACAGGUUGACUGCGCGGCCAUGGCAUUGAAAUAUCUGGGUAAAUACCCCACCGAUCCGCCCCCGGUGAAGCCGAAGAAAGGAAAGAGAAAGAAGAAAGCGAAGGCAAAAUGAAUGGUCGCGGGAAGGGCUAUACAGAAUGAAACAUAGUUGCCAUAAUAAAAGUAUUUCGGU